AUGCAAGCCAUGGUCGUGCUCAUCACUUUCGUCGUCGCUGUUGUCUCUGCCCAGCUCGACAGCCUGCCGGCUUGUGCCAAGAACUGUCUCAAUGGCGCACUGUCUACUAGCCAUUGUGCAAUGACAGACGCACCCUGCUUCUGCCAAAACUCUGCUCUCAUCAGCAACUUCACCUCGUGUGUUCAAGUAAACAACGGAUGCAAGCCCGAUGACCUUAGGACCACCGUCCAAUUUGCCACCACCUUCUGCCUCAGUGCUGGCGUCAAAAUCACCGUUCCUAAGGAUGUGCAAGCUAUUGUUGAAGGUGACUCGACCUCCUCCUCCAGUGCUUCCGGUACUCCUUCGUCCACCGCAACGGGCCUCUCUUCGAGUGCUUCGGGCAGUGCUCCCAAGCCCACAUCUAAGCCUGGCUCCUCGUCCGCUACAACCAAUGCAGUUCCUUAUGGAAUUGCCUUGCUCGCAGGAUCGCUUGGCCUCGCUGCCAUGAUCCUCUAG
Messenger RNA from Protomyces lactucae-debilis, 495 nucleotides. RefSeq lists its product as uncharacterized. The transcript has 2 exons. The coding region runs from base 1 to 495 and encodes 164 amino acids. The record is from RefSeq and is a predicted model, not a curated record. NCBI's taxonomy places the organism in Eukaryota, Fungi, Ascomycota, Taphrinomycetes, Taphrinales, Protomycetaceae.